UCAUUUACCCACAUGGUUUCAGAAGACACCAAAUGCAUCAAAAUUACACAAUUUUUUUUUAAUGUAUAUAUGUUCUAAAAGCAAUCAAUUCCAUCAUUAUUGCUCUGUUUAUAAAAUAGAUUCAAACUUAGAUUCAUGCAUUUACACACAACUUCGAAAUAAAAUUUCAUUCAUGCACAUUAUUAUCUAAUUUGUAGUGAAAUAUCUAAGUAAUCUUAUUGUUUGUGUUAAAGCUUUAUGAUAUCAUUUUUCUUUAAAAAAAUGCAUGCGCAAUAAGUAGAGCCAUAGAGCAACAUAUAAAUAUGUUCUUCAAUUUUUAACUAAAUAAAUUUAAAAUAUUUAAAAAUCAAGCAUCAUAUAAGAAUAUUUCUCAUUUCAAAUUGUAUUUUUCUUUUGAUUUUUUUUCUUUAAAACAGAAGAUGGUUCAUGGUUUCAUACAUAAUUCAACGGAUAGCGACACUUGACCGACCUCGUCCUUACAAGACUAACAAAAAAGUUAAAUCAGUUUGGAAUGUCCAUGCAAACUGUAUGCGUUUUGGGAAAUGAGACAUUCUCCUUUUUCUUCUUUCCCAGAUCUUUUUUUGUAUCUUCCCGAGAAAAUAAGAGAGUAUUUACUACUUAUUGAGAAAACACCUCCACGUUCUUUGCCCAUCUCGUGGGUUACGCUUACUCAUAUCAUAUCAACAACUAGCUGAAUUUUUUUUUCUUCUGGCAAAGCUCAAAAGUUUUAGCUUCCUUGUAACUGCCUUACGUUUAAGGUGGUAUGGAGAAAAAACGAGAGAUUUGUGAGUACAGAGAGAAACUUGACAAGACCUUGGCAUCUCCUGAGCUCACUAAUGACAAAACUCUUAAAACCCUUAUCAGAAACCAGCUUAAGGAAGAAGAAUGUAGUGUGGAUAUGUUGGAUCAAAGAGUAGCUGAUUUAUCUAGUGUACUUGACAAGCUUAGGAGUGUGUCAACAAAGGAUCAAGAUUUGUCUAAAUCAACCAACAAAGCAUCGUCUAGUGAUUGGAAAGUGAAACAUGACCAUGAAGAUUGUCGUGUUAUGUACCGUGAAGGACUUGAAGGAAGUCCAUUUCACACGUUGCUUGUGGAAGGUUACAUGGAUGGGCCUAUCCAGGACUGUCUAUGUGUAUCAUGGGAAUCAUCACUCUAUGAGAAAUGGUGGCCAAACUCUGUAUUUCCAGCAUUCAGGAUUUUACAAAGUAAAUGUUUGCAAAAGCUUAGGAUCAAUGAGCAGAUAUGUUUAGUGAAGGUGAAAGUACCAUGGCCAAUGACAAACAGAGAAGCUAUUGUGCAGUUUUUCUUAUUCGAGUACUUUAAAGACGGUUUAGUCAUCAUCCUACUCAACUCGAUCUCAGCAUCACAAGUAGAGAGCAUUGGUAUAUCUGAAGAAGCAGAGAAUGCUGUGAGGAUUGAUUUAGUAGGUGGAGUGGCUAUACAAAAGGUGUCUCCUGAGAGGAGUUACCUGAGAUACAUAGUGGAGUUUGAUAUAAAGCUGGACUUGAUUCCUCCAUCUCUGAUCAACUUUAUGUCUAGGCAGCUCCUUGGCAACGGUUUCAGACUUUUCAAGGAGACUAUUGGUUCGGUGGCUAAAUCAGAAGAUUACGCCAAAGUUUUAGAUGGUCCAUUGUACACUCUUAUACGUAAAGCUCUGUAUCCUCCUACUGAUAACACUGAUAUAAAUGUUCAAGCAAGUGAACGUGCACCUUUCAAAGGAAAUGUUCAUGAGAUUGAGGAAGAAGAAGAAGAUAAAAGUGUUUCUUCUUUCUCGGAAGAGGAUGAAAAUGUCAAUGGGAAGUCUCAAAGCAACGAUGGUGAAACACUUUUCUGUCUAAGUCCAGAGGUGAAGCAAGCACUAGGGACACUAGAGAGAGUGAUAUCAAUGGUUAGAAAAUCUAAAAAAUAUGAUAAUACCUCAACCUCUUCAGAGGAAGAAGAAGGUUCAUCAUCAUCGUCAUUAUCACCAUCACCAAAACAGUAUUCAGAGAGCACCGCGGCUGUUUCAAGCAGCAAAGUUUGUAAAGAUCCUAAGACUGAUGUUCUUGAUGAAGCAUCCCUCACACAUUAUCACAACCAAAACAACAACAACAACAACAGGCGAAGUGGAUCAAGUUCUUUUGCUGCAUCUCCCAAGAACGAUCUUACAACAAACUUUGAAGAGGUCACAAGGAUAACAAUCUCACAAGCCACAACUCUUUUUAGCAGAACAGAAGAGAAUAGUGACGACAAACCAAGCGGUUUAGAAGGAGGUAAGAGAUCGACUCUGCAGAGAAAACGUAGACCAGGCUGCUUCGGAGUCAGGUCAUGGAUGAGAAGGACUUUGAAAUAGAGAUUGGUAAAAACCAAAAGGUUUUGUGUCUUUGAAGUUGCAAAGAGUUUAAAGCAAACUACUAUCAAUAUAAGGAAACAUCAGUCGUUUCAACUUACAUGUUGGAUAGUGUAAGAUUAGCAACAAGUGUUGUCAACAAAUAUAGUGAUAAUAAAAGAAACAAUGCAGUAAAGCUGUGUGAUAUAAAGAUGAGUUCUGUUUAAUUCU
This is a messenger RNA of Brassica rapa (field mustard), 2539 nucleotides long. RefSeq lists its product as uncharacterized. Lineage: Eukaryota; Viridiplantae; Streptophyta; Magnoliopsida; Brassicales; Brassicaceae. The record is from RefSeq and is a predicted model, not a curated record.